Amoebophrya sp. A25 is the source of this 4476-nucleotide messenger RNA. The record is from the annotation of a GenBank genome assembly. NCBI's taxonomy places the organism in Eukaryota, Dinophyceae, Syndiniales, Amoebophryaceae.
CACAGGCAGCCGUCCCCGGUGCGAACCGAAAACUGCGGCGCGUCGUGGAAAAAUUGCGCGUAGGCCUAGAGCGUGGGAGUGCGCGAAAAGUUGAGAAAAUCCUGCAUCAGUACCCACAGCUGCUGGAACAUCAGUUUGAAGACGAUGCUGGAGGAUGGCGUCCUCUGCACGUGGCUGUUGUGUCUAUGAUUACAAAAGCAAAAAAACAUUGCUCAAAUGGGAGUAUCCGAAAGCGCGAUAGGAUGAGGGGGUGGCUUCGAGGAUUGAGGCCUCGAAUCUGCAUAAACGGCGGCGAAAAUGAUGGUGCAAGGUCAUCAGUAGUUUUCGGAGAUUCGGCGAUCGGAAAUGAGACUCAGUCUGCUGCAAAUCAAGAAGAUGAUUACUUGAGCUCUCGCCAGAAAACUUUGAGCGAAGAUAUAAAAAACGAUAGCAAUCAUGGAAUUCGGACACUGCGGGUUUUGCUUCGUCUAGGCGCCGACGUUAGCAGUACGACACAGUGUGGCGCAAAGCACACGGCGCUUAGCCUUGGGCUGACACAUCUGGGACGUCUACGCAGUUCAAGAAGCGGCGUCGACAGAGGAAAAGAAAUCUCGGCAGCGACAGAGGUCGAGAGGAGCAUUCGCAUUUUGCUUGAGGCUGGAUCGUCACUAUGGCACACAACCGGUGACACGUGCGACACGCCGUUGCAUUUAGCGAGCAAAAGCGGAUAUGCUGCUGUACUAAUUUGAUUCUCUUCCUUGUGUCGAAUCUAAGAUAGCAUACCCUUACGGAGCAUGAUAGAUCAGUUUUUGUGAUCCUUGUUUAUGUUUUGAUCUUUGCAAAAAGGAUUUGAAAUAAGCAUUUUUGUCGUGGAAGCGAAAGACGUUGCUUCAUUUCAGGUGUGUCGCUGCAUCCUCGAAUUUUGGAACGCUGCUCUAGCCACGCCGCAUGGGCAGGCGCGGCUUCGAAAGCAGAACGCAGAGAUUCGGAACCUUCCGUUUUUGCGGAAUGGGCGAGGAGAGCGACCCGUGGACGUCUCAUUCUCCUCAGAAGUAGUUGGCGCCUUUCGGUUUCAUUCACAUGGAGGAAGCAGUCCUCGUGGCGGUCGUUCGGCUUCGCCAUUGCGUGCCGGACGAUCACCCACGAACUUGUCCCGCGGAAGCCGCGAGUUUUUACCUCCGCUACGACGCAAUUCUCGUGCAGAUUUGGUCCACCGUUUGCUUAGCAGUCGACAUAGUAGAACAAGCAGGGCGUCCUUCAUCACCGGAGUUGGCCUCUCCCGUGGAAUGGGGUCACCGGGGGAAGCCAGUUCCUAUGGCGUGCGCGAAAACAGCGACAGCUUUCUGAGCCGAGCGUCAGACGACGACAUGCUUCUCACUAUUAACGAGGAAGCUAGAGGCACUUCAGCCCGUUCAUCACGACAGCGUGUCGGUGGAGUUCAAACGCCCUCGGUAGAAGAUACGGAACAAAAUCCAGCGCAAGAAGGAAACGCUGCUCUUGCAGGAUUUCAACUGCAUGAGCCUGAGCAGCUUGUUCGGCAAACUACAUAUGAUAACGAGAAAGGUAGCGCCAGUGACGACUCAUGUUCCACCAUUGAGGGGCGAACAUCUUCAUCUUCAGCAACAUCACCGGAUACGAGUACUGCAGGGACGGAAACAUGCCCGAGUAGUGCAGGACAAUCAUUCCUAGCAACUAGCACGCGAACCAUGAGUAAAAAACCACCGCUAAGACGACCAGCGAAGCCCUAUCUCAAGAGUUGCCUUUCGCGUCAGCGAAAUGGAGGGUCUGCUGCAGACAAUGAAGCUCAAAGUGAUGAAGCAUCAUCUGCCGCCACGUCUUUCGCAGGAGGUUGUGUUCAGGACACUGCUGUAGUUGCGCCGCAUUCUUCGGGGGACAACAGGAUGAUGACACGUCAGGACUCCACGUCGAGGUCGACAAAUUGCAGUGUCCGGACCAUGCUUCCAGCAACAACUGCAGCUAACCACCAAGCUUGUAGCGCCGCAGUAGCGACUCAUAUUGCUACUCAAGUGGGUGAAGGAUCACACACGACAAUUCGCGCAAGCAGAGCUACGACGAUGCAAGAGAAACAGUGCGUUAAUUCACACGGGGCGACUAGUACUAGUAGAGACCAAGAGAAUACUGGAGGAGUGACAAUUUCCACUACUCUAUCCGCUUCGUUUGCGAGCGGAGACGAGGAUAGCGUUCUUGUUGUGAAACAUGCCACUCCAGAAUGCUUUCGUGUAAAGCGCAUGCUUGGCAAAGGCUCCUUUGGUGAGGUGUAUGAAGUACGGCACAAGGAAACAAAUCGUGUCUACGCUCUCAAAGUCUUGCACAAGAAUCGCGUUCUGAAAAAAGGCCUGGUAUUAAGUCAUUUUCAAUUGUAGAUCUUGAGCGUCGAUCCCACAUGAAGAUCUUUAGGCUUGUCAUGUCGUACCAGGCAGUGGCGUCUGAACCCCUACCUUAUGUUAUCUGAAGAUAUGGCCGCACUCUGCCUGUGCCGAGCUUGUCUAGAAGCACUUCUUUCAGAUCUCGUCUCUACGGUCAUCAGGAAACUUGGCAACAGGGAUAUACGCAUGCACUUUUUUGAAGUUUGAAGCUUUACACCAACUUGCUGGUGCAGCACCUGCACCUCGUUUUGCAAUGAAUUAGAACAGCAACUGCACAUCCACCUGCAGCUGCUGCUUAUUAUCUAGGAGUUGUUGCUCUUGAGGUCUCAUCCUGUCUUACAUCCCCUCUCGUCAGAUGCGGUACGCUUCUACAGAGCGCAGGGUUCUGUCGUACAGCAGCAGUCAUCCGUUUAUUGUCCAUCUGCACUAUGCAUUCCAGAAUUCUAGUCGCCUAUUUCUUUGUCUCGAGUACUGUCCUGGUGGCACCCUGCAGACUUUGAUCGGACGACUGAAGCGACUACCGGAGCGACCACUCGCGCGUUUGUACGCUGCACAGAUUCUUCUUGCCUUGGAAUUUCUGCACGACCGGGGAAUCCUAUACCGCGAUAUGAAACCGGACAACAUCGUCCUUGACGCCCAUGGACACUGCUAUCUUACAGAUUUCGGACUCUCGCGGGAAACAGGGAAGGCGUUUUUUCCGCGUUCCAAAGGAGGUAACACCAGUUGUGGCGUCCACCAGAACAAAUGCAGCACUCUGGGUGGAGGAAAUCACGGAAUUGCUUCUCCGGCAGCAACGACGCCAAGUAGUGAGGAAGGCGCCGGAUGUAGCAAAUCGGGAAGCACGGCAAGCAAUGGCGCGUCUUGUCUAGCCGACAGCUUUUGCGGGAGCGUGGCGUACUCGAUCUGUUUUCUUUUGGUAGAUGUAGAAGAUGCUGAUGUAUCUGGUGUCCUGGUGGACACUGAGAGUGAGAUCAGAGAUCUUCAGUAACAUUCUUCAGUGCUACAUGAUUGAUACCUAGAAAUUUGAAUUUUCUUAUUCAUAUUCACAUACACAUACUCAUACAGGUAUCUUGCGCCGGAGAUGCUGCGCCGUCAGGGGCACUGUCAUACGUUGGACAUCUACGGUCUAGGUGUUCUUUUGUUUGAGAUGCUCUCCGGUAUUCCUCCAUUCUACACGCGCGAUCGGCGGCGAUUGUUCCGCAAUAUUGUAGAAGUUGAUGUCGAGGAGCUCCUACGGAAAUUUUCUUGCUGCUGGACCAAAUCGAGUGAUGACUCCUCUGUCACAGGGGCUUCCUCGUGCGCUUCGUCUGUGACUCAUGGAGCUGCCGGAGUUUCGUCAUCAGGAGCGUCCUGUGGAACGAUGCGCCGCGCGUCUACAGGGAUGGCCGCUUGUUCGACCAACGCGGAGGUCGAAGCCCAGAGAUUAUCCGGAGCAUUGUCUUCUUCGUCACGAUUACGAUUGUCAGCAGAAGCGUACGAUUUGAUCUGUACGUUGAUGGAUAAGAAACCGACGAGGCGCCUGGGUUCCCGUCGCACGAGCGACAUUCGCGGGCAUGCUUUCUUUGAGGGGUUAGACUUUUUUUGGGUCUCAAACAAACGUGGGUACGCGCCAGUACCGAUGCUACGCCAGAUCCUGGAUGCCACGGAACCCGCGGACGUGGCAAACGGAUGCCCUUCGCCAAAUACGAACGGAGGUCCCUAUCUCGCUCGCAAGUUGGACCCAGAGGAAUUCGUUGUGGAACAUAGGUAUAUUGAAGAAGGAGGGGGCAGCGGUUCCUUGAGCACGACACGACUUCCACCUAUGGAUGAAUUCAACCCAGAAGCGAAUGAUGUCGUCCCUUCACGGUCUACAACAAGAGCCUGCUCGUCUGCGAGUAAUUCCGCGUCCCCGAUGCCGAUGCAGAAUGAAUCUUCAGGGGAGUACGAACUGUUUGAGAUCGUCGGGCUGGUCGCUUCUCCUGUUGAUCCACGGGCCGCCGAUUUAUCGCCAACUGAGCUUUCCGCGAUGCGGCCCGUUCUACCGGUGCCAACGCCGGAGGCUAACGACGUACCAUUCUGGGAAUACACAAUGCCAAAGCCACAAGAGGCUGUCCUGGAAUUCAAAAGCUAG